AUGUCAACGUCACGUAUCUUGAUCGUGGGCGCUUCCAUCGCUGGCCCAUCAGCUGCCUACUGGUUCGCCAAAACCGGUGCAAUAGUUACAGUUAUCGAGCGAUUCCCUCAGAUGCGUACCAACGGACAAAAUAUCGAUAUCCGAACUGCAGGUGUUUCUGUCAUGCGGGAAAUACCAGGUAUGGAGGAAGCCGUGCGAGCCAACCUUCAGCCAAUGGACGGCAUCAGCAUAGUGCGCGACGAUGGCCGGCCCUACGGAAUCAUGACUUCCACCGGGGACCCUGAUCAACAGUCUUUGGUCUCCGAGUAUGAAGUCCUGCGCGGUGACUUGUCGCGCAUCCUCUUCGACCUGACCAAGGGUCACGAGAAUGUCAAAUACAUUUUCGAUGAACAAGUUGCCUCCAUGCAGCAUGACGAGAAGACCGGUGGACCUGUUCGAGUCGAAUUCCUGAAUGGAACACCUGCCGCGGAAUACGAUCUCGUUGUCGCCUGCGACGGAGCGACAUCAAGGACUCGGGCAAUCGGCCUUGGCUGCGGCGUGCGCGACUACAUUCAACCCGUGAACUCCUGGGCGGCCUACUUCUCCAUCAAGAAGGAUAUCCUCAAUGGAAGCCAGAUCGGUCAUGCUUACAGUGCCGUUGGCGGUCGUACCAUCGCUGUUGGUCCCGAUCAGUCUGGGGGCAAUCGCGUCACGUUGAUGGGCAUCCACCCGCGCAGCGACCACAACGCAAUGACAAAGUUCCGUGAAGCAAAUAAGCUCGGUAGCGAUGCGCUCAAAGACUUCGUUGCUCAGCACUUCAAAGGAGCAGGCUGGAAGUGCGUCGAAGUCAUCCAGGGCAUGAUGGAAGCCGAUGACUUUUACGCCAGUGAAUGGGUGCAAGUCAAAACACCAUUCCUUUACAAGGGUCGAUUUGUGAUGGUUGGUGAUUCUGGCUACGCGCCUGGUCCAACGGGCACAGGCACGAGCCUGGCCAUUGCUGGCGCUUAUAUACUGGCAGGCGAGAUUGGAAAGAAUCGAGGUGAUCUGGCGGCUGGAUUGAAGGGUUACGAGGAGCAGAUGCGGCCACUCAUUGACGAGAUGCAAAAGAUUCCACCGCUGGUUCCGGGGAUGAUUGCGCCUCAGACAGCUUGGGGAAUUUGGGCGAGAAACAUGAUAUUUGCGUUCAUAUGCUGGAGCAGACUCCCAUCACUCUUUAAUCAACUCUUUGGGAGUGCUUCUGCUCACUCUGAUGGUUACAAGUUGCCGAAGUAUGAAUGGACAGCCUGA
Molecule: messenger RNA, 1266 nt
Organism: Penicillium maclennaniae
Lineage: Eukaryota; Fungi; Ascomycota; Eurotiomycetes; Eurotiales; Aspergillaceae
Product: putative FAD-binding monooxygenase
Exons: 1
Coding region: 1-1266 (421 amino acids)
Molecular function (GO): FAD binding
Source: RefSeq, a predicted model, not a curated record